Messenger RNA from Gambusia affinis (western mosquitofish), 3102 nucleotides. It is a transcript of the gene pkmyt1, whose product is annotated as protein kinase, membrane associated tyrosine/threonine 1. Gene Ontology annotation, biological process: protein phosphorylation. The transcript is spliced from 8 exons. The record is from RefSeq and is a predicted model, not a curated record. Gene Ontology annotation, molecular function: ATP binding; protein kinase activity. Lineage: Eukaryota; Metazoa; Chordata; Actinopteri; Cyprinodontiformes; Poeciliidae. The coding region runs from base 199 to 1932 and encodes 577 amino acids.
CAGUUACGUGGCACUACGCAACGCUGCGUAAACUGUUCGGAAUUUGGCGCGAGCAGGUGAUUAUGAGCUGAAAGAGGACUGUUCGCUCAGCUCUGGAAGCAGAUACCAACAAACAAAUUAUUUUCUACUGGAAGAAAUCAGGAAAACUGGAUUAUGCCCGCCACCUUGAUUGAACAGCACUGAAGAAAUCCUCCCGCCAUGUCAGUUGCCGUGGAAACUGCGACGACCAGGGCUCCCCUGCCCAUCCCGGCUCACCUCUCCCACGCAGAGCAGUCCUUCUCCCUCAAAAAGCGCAGACUCCCGUUUUCCUCGUCGUCCACAUCGACCGCCUCCUGCUCCUCCUCUCCUCGAGGCUCCUACUCUCUCCCUCCGCUGCCGCCCUCCAAAGGAUGCCCGCCUCUGAGCAGGAUGUUCCCUCAGCAUCAGUCGCCGUGGACGCCGCUGUCCGAUUCGCUCAGUAAAUCUCCCCCUCCCAGCUCUGUGUAUGAUCCCAGUAAGCAUACGUCCUAUUUUGGUCAGUGCUUCACUAAUUUGGGUCUUCUUGGAAGAGGAUCCUUUGGAGAGGUCUACAAGGUGCAAAACAACAAAGACGGGCGACUGUACGCCGUGAAGCGCUCCGCCCAGCGCUUCAGGGGCAACAGCGAGAGGCAGCGAAGCAUCAAGGAAGCCAGGAACCACGAGCGAAUUUGUCCUCACCCUCACGUUCUGGAUUUUUUGGCAGCGUGGGAAGAGAGCGGCCGUCUGUACAUUCAGACGGAGCUGUGCAGCACCAGCCUGCUGCUGCACGCCGAGAACAAGCCUCCUGGCCCAGAUGAGCCGGCGGCGUGGGGCUACCUGUGCGACCUCCUUUCUGCCCUGAAGCACCUGCACUCUCAUGGUUUUGUGCAUUUGGACCUCAAACCCGCCAACGUCCUGAUCACAGAUUCUGGGCGGCUCAAACUGGGAGACUUCGGGCUUCUGCUGGAGGUCAACCAGACCGGCGCCGGGUCCAAAAACAGGAAAACGAAGGAGGACUUCCAGGAGGGAGACCCGCGAUACAUGGCGCCGGAGCUGCUGCGCGGGGAGUACGGACCUGCAGCGGAUGUUUUUAGUUUGGGUGUUUCUAUUCUGGAGCUGGCCUGUAACCUUGAGGUUCCAAACGGCGGCGAAGGAUGGCAGCAGCUCCGACAGGGCCACCUUCCCUCGGAGUUCACCAACGGCCUGUCUGUGGAGCUUCAGUCAGUCCUGAGGAUGAUGUUGGCACCAGAACCUAAUGAAAGACCAACCGUCUCUCAGCUUCUCGCUCUGCCGUGCGUCAGGAAACGCAGAUGGAAAAGGCGGAUUUACCUGAUGGUGUCGGAGACCAUGCUGACACUGGUCUCCCUCUGCCAAUUUGUGGUGUGCUUCGGUUGCAAGCUCCUCUCCUCGGUUCGCUUGCCGUUUCUGCCUUGUUGGUCGAAGCCGGAGCCGUGUACGCCGCCGAAGGACAGCUGGGACAGAGACGUGACGCUGUCCCUCAGUUCCCUGCAUAACGACCCGGGAAGUCCAGAGGACGACGGAGUCUUUCUGCAUCACUCAGACCCAGAACUUUCCCCCACCUUUUCCAACAGAGUUAAAUCCCGACUGUCAGGGGAAAGCACGUCCACUCCUCUGCCGGGUUCUCCGGUCCGCGGCCCGGUCCAGUCCACUCAGUCGGUUCUGGGCGGCGGGUCGUCCUGUAAUCUGCCUCUGACUCCAACCAGCUCCCACCUGAACGGCUCCUGCCACAAACUCACCCCCAACAUCAGCCCCAUACGCGCAGAGCGCCACCCGGGCUCCCCGUCCACCGCGUCCUCCGAGCGGCGCCGCCGCGGCCGGGUCCAGGCGGACGAGGCGGCGCCGCCGCGACCCAACUUUGAACCAAAGAACCUCCUCAGCCUGUUUGAGGAAACGACUCUGGAGAGACAGCUUUAAGGACAUUUUUUCUCUUUGGAACUGAAGAGUUUAUUUUACGGCGCCCCCUAAUGGACAGAGUGGGGUUUUUGUUCCCUUGCAAUGAAUUUGAAAUUUCUCUUUUGUACACAGUCUCUGUAAUAACAAAUGUCAAUUUAAAACCACAAAUACCUUAAAAGUUCCUCAAUGGAAAACUGUUUAUGUAUUCUUAACUGAUUGGAAAUUGAUCUAUUAGUUCAGGCGAGUCCAAACCGUCUGCAAAUUUGAACUAACAGCGGGCCACAAAAUUCAUUAAAUUAAAAUGCAAACAUUUAUUUUCUUUUUUCUCAUUCAUUUUUGUCUAAUCUGUUUAUCAUUAGAGACAAAAUGAGCUUCAGACUGAUGCCUUAUUGCUAGAAAAACAGGGAAUUUUCUAAUUUUUGGGGUCUUCAAUUGAUUCUACCAUCCUUGACUCACUGGUUAGGGGCCAAGCAAAAUCAUUUCAAGGGCCACAAUUGGCCCCGGGGCCACACUUUGGACACCCCUGUAUCAGUGUUCAUGUAAAGUUGAGCUCCUGUUUUUUUUUUUAGCAAUUCAGACGCAGUCAGAUUACUUUACUACUGUGAAAAUAACUCCAAAAUAUUUCAAACGGUUUUAACUUUCUUUUCUUCUUAUGUAAAGUUUCUGAUUCUAUCUUAGAAGUGAUGGGAAGGGCACGUUUGAUCUGUUUUGCAUUUUUCACUUAAGUUACUGACGUAUUUGUAUGUAAGAAAAUAUAAAACUUAAGAUAUUUCACUAACAGCAUAUUAACAUACAUGGAGAAACCUUAUGUUGCAGCAGAAAUACUUUCAGUUUUCAAUAUUGCCACAUGAAACGACCAGUAAAGAGAAAAGAAAUGUGUCCACUAGGGGGCGCCAUAUUACUUAGUGUUGGGUUUUUGUGAACUUUUCUGUUUUUCUGCCAUUUUUGUGGGUUCUUUUACAGUAUUGAAAAAGAAGAGAUUCAGGUAAAGGGUUUGAACGUGUAAUCAGACCUUACAGCACUUUCUUUUUAUGUUUGUGUUUGUGCGGAUAGUUUCCCCAAAUGGCUUGAUUUACACUGAAAUAAGUUACAGGUUGCAUGAUGGGCUCCAGAGUAAAUUUGCUUAUGGUCUGCAAGAAAAUACACUUAAUUUGUGGUGCAUGCUGUGACUAUAAAGCUUCGGAAAACAAA